Molecule: messenger RNA, 4258 nt
Organism: Prorocentrum cordatum
Lineage: Eukaryota; Dinophyceae; Prorocentrales; Prorocentraceae
Source: the annotation of a GenBank genome assembly
CUUCAUGGUGGCGUGAAGGAGGCGGUCGGCGUCUGCCACUGUGGUCUGGCGCUCUCGAGCGCCGCCAUUGCCUGCCUCGGCUCCCAGGACAUCUGGGGAGCUCCUGUGCCCCUCGGGCUGGCCGUGACGGCAGCGGUCCUGGCUGGCGGGCUGGUCGCUCUGCUGAUGCUGGUGGCGCAGGCGGUGUGCCGUUCUUGCUACGUGACGUGCCAGCUGGUGCUGGCGUGUGCCUUCGCGCUCAGACAGACGAGCCUUCAGAUGGCCCUCGAUCGGCUGGUGCAGGCGCCUUUGGAGAGCGGCCACAGGUCGAUCGACAUGAUGCGCGUGGCUCCGAGAAGGCGCAGGUCCUUCGAGGGGCUGAAGCGCGGGAGCGUGGUCUGCGUCAGCUACGGGGUGGACGGGGAACCAUAUGACCGCCUGAUCCUCGCAGUCGUGGACCACUGCUGCUACAGCAUCUGGGACAUCUACGCGGAGACCAUCGGCCUGGAGUUCUUCGGGGACUUCAGAGAGGGUGGCCCCCGAGGGGGGCUGCCCGCUGGGCUGGGCGCAGCGCGCGGCCAGCCCGUGUACCGCUUCUCGACGAAGCCCGUCGGGCAGGAGCUGCAGGACUUGUUCGAGCAGGGCCGCGCCAAGGCGGCCGUGGAGAGCAGCAUGAUGGGCAUCCUGGAGGACGUGCCGGGGCCGCCGCCAGCGUUGGCGGGGACCGGCGCGAGCGCGGCUCCCCCUGUGCCUCCCCCAGCUGGAUCGCGUCCUGCUGGGUCAAGCUCGGAGCUCGUCAAGUGGGUGUGUGUGGCGCUGUCGGCGCAGGAGUACGUGGGCAACACCUUCAUGCUCGCUGCGCAGCACCACAUCCCGUCGGACAGCUUCGUUGGCAACGGCUCGGUGGACCUGUAUGACAGGGGCCUGCGAGGCGACCCCGCGGUGCUGUAUCGCGUGGAGGUUGGGGAGCAGGAGAGUGAGGUGAUCGAGCUGUUCAGGCGCCGGACGAAGAGGAACAGCGACGUGGAGGGCACGGACACUCCGCUGGUGCGGGCGCCAGGAGCGCCGAGCUCCGAGGACGCGCGCACCCUGCCGGUGCUGCGCGACAGCGCGGGACGGCGCUUCGAGAACAUGAAGAGUGUGGCGAACAGCUCGGAGAUGUGUGGCUUUGAUGAUUGGGUGCUGGAAGGGCCGCGCUCGGUUUUGGACCUGGUGAAGGAGAUAGCUGAACAGGUGGCUGGCCCCUUCAAGCGCCUCUCGACCUGGAAGCACGAGAACGAGCUGCAGGAUGUCGAGCUCAGCGCGGUGACGCAUGGGAUGCUCUCGGAGAUCAUUGAGCUGGCGACCACUCUCGUUCAGCUCGACGUGUCGGACUUGGCGGGCAUGGGGAGCCUGUGCCUCCACUCCCGGCACACCAAGCAGCGGAUCAAGAAGAAGCAGGAGGCCGGGAAGGACUUCGACCUGCAGGGCUACUACCUGGGCAGGGCGUGGCGCACGGGAGGUGCGUGGAAGGCCCCGGAGCUCCAGAAGUGGGUGGCCGAGUGGGCUGCCCGCGAAUCGUCCAUCCUGAAGGAAGAGAAGGAGGCUGCUGAGGAGCGUACGCUUGCGUGCGCUCCUAAGAGGUCACCUAUAGCUCUCCUGAACAGCGCCGAGGUCCUCGCCGUGCUGCUCAGCGUCUGGGCAGGAAGACCCUCGCAGGCACAGUCUUCGGCGCUUGACGGCAUCCUGCGCGCGGUCACUGACGACAGGCCGCCGGACCCGUUGCCCGCCCCCGAGGCAGCCCUUCAGGAGUUGCUCGGUACCGAGGCCCUCGACUACGCGUCCGAGGACCUCUCCGUGGUUGCGCCGUAUGAUCGCGGCUUGGUCUCGUGGCCGGACACCGCAGGUUCGGUUGACUUGCUGGACGUGUUGCCAGACCCUGACCGCCAGGAGGUGAUCGACGGUCCCCGUGCGCUUUUGCUUCGGGCUGAGGAGGAGCCGCCAGCGGCCUGCAAGGUCUACUGGGACAAGACGCUCAAGGCGGACAGAGGCGAGUACACCAGGUUCGUGCAGGACCUGCUGAACAGGGGCAUGGUGGAGCUCCGUACUCGCCGUGAAUUUGAGGUUGGGAUAUUCUUCGUACGCAAGAAGUCGGGCAAGUUGCGCCUGAUAGUGGAUGCCAGGUCCGUCAAUCAGAACCUCAGGCGUCCCACCUCCAUCCAGCUGGCGUCGACGGCGGCGAUGGUCGGGCUUGAGGCAGAGCCUGGGGACAUGCUGGAGUUCUCGAUUCAGGACAUCGCCGAUUGCUUUUACCAGUUCAGGGUCCCGGACUACAUGGUGCCGUGGUUCGGGAUGAGGCCCGUCAGGGCCGGCGAGGUGGGAGCCAAGACCGUGCAGGGCGAGCCUGUGCUCGCGGGCGCCUGGGUCUACCCAUGUCUGCGGGUGCUGCCCAUGGGUUUCUCGUGGGCCAUGAGAUGGACGCAGCAGGCGCAUCGAGAGCUGCUGCGGCGGGCAGGGCUUGGAGGCAUCGAGAGCGAGCUGGUGGACCGCCAGGUGCCCCCGACGACCUCGGCUACGCCUGUUCCCCGCAUCGUGUACGUGGACAAUGAGGUUUUCGUCUCAUCUCGACCCGGUGCCUCUGCCGACGCCAGGCAGCAGGCGGCCAAGAAGAUGUCCAGCGUCGGGCUGCCGCUGCACGAGGUGGAGGAGGGCAAGCAUGUCGUCGAGGCGCUGGGCCUGGAGCUGGAUGGUAUCAAGCUCCGGCGCCGCCUGGCCCCCUCCAAGCGGUGGCGGCGGGUGCAGGGCGCGCGUGCGCUGCCGCGGCGGCGGCUGGUGGCAGGCAGGGACGUCGAGAAGCUGAUCGGCCAUUUUACGCAUGCCAUGCUGCUGAACCGCCCGGCGCUUUGUAUCUUCCGCGCCGCUUACGACUUCGCUCGGCGGCAUUACCGGGCGCCCAGCCUGCUCUGGCCUUCUGUGAGGCAGGAGCUGCAGAACGCCAUGCACAUCAUGCCGCUGCUCGCGGUGCAAUUCGAUAUGCCGUGGUCUGGGUUGGUCACCUGCUCCGACGCUACGCUGAGGGGCUACGCCGUGCAGGAGGCGGACUUCCCGGUGUCUGAGGUAAAGCAAGUGGGGCGCUGGUGGAUUGCGAGUGAGCUGAACCCCAGCGAUGAGCCCAGCCGAUGGUUCGACACGCCGGCGGAGAAGGCGGCGGCAGCUGCGUUGGGAGCCCACCGGCGCGAGGCUUGCGGAGAAGUGCCUGAGGCGUGUAGCAGCGCCUCCGGCGCCGGUUGGUGCAGGCGCGCCUGGCACCCCUCCGCCGUCGGCGGGCCGGCUCCCGAGAGACGGCUGCAGCGGCGGAGCGGCCCGGUGCCCGACGCUGUCGUGGGGCCAUGGCAGAGCGGCGGCGGCCCAGGGUACCUCGACAGGGCGGCUGCGCGGCUCAUCAACGAGGUCUCGCCGAUCCCCUGCGAGGCCGAGAGGAUAGCUGGCACUGGUGGGCCGACCGUCCUGGAGCAGGAAAACGUGACGGCGAAGACCACGGAGGACUGCGAGCGGAAGCGGGAGCGGUUCUUCGGCUUCUGCAGCAUCAGCGGCCUGGCGCUCGACACCUACCCGCUGCUCAGGGAGGCCCUGGUGGAGUACAUGGACCUCCUGUUCGCGCAGGGGGGGCCCUGCAGCGGCGGGGCCAAGCUGCUGGCGGCAGUAGGCCAUCGCUGGCCGAGGCUCCAUCAUGCCAUGCGGUUGCUGAAGCUGCCGAGGGAGGCGAAGGCGCUGCGGGGCUGGCGGCAUCUGUUGCCGCUGGUGAUACGGGCGCCCGUGCCGUGGGCCGCCGUGGCGUCCAUCGCGCUGGCAUUGGUCAGGCGCAGGCAGCCGCUGGCGGCUCUGGCGGUGGUGCUGGCGGCGGACGCCUACCUUCGGCCAGGCGAGCUGCUGUCGCUCCAGGCCAACCGUGUGGUCCCAGCCCAGUCAGAGGCCGGAAGCGACUACCGCUUCGCGUCGCUGGAGCCGAAGCCAGAGGAGGAGCUGCUGCCGACCAAGACGAAGGGCUUCAACGACUCGAUCCUGCUGGAUGGCACGUCGAGGCGCGACCUGGGUGUGCUGGUGAAGCGGCUGGCGAGGCAGAAGAGCUUCUCGGCGGAGCUCCUCUUUCCGUGGUGGGCCGCGGUCUCCACUGCCAUGUUCGAGCGUGCCGCGGCUGUGCAGAGGUACGAGAAAAGCUCGCGGGUGAUGCGGCGCACGGCGACGCUGCAGCGGGACUACCAGCUGCUGAUGGCCAGUUCAACCAGCAGCCUCGAGGCAG